AUGGUAAAUCCAUUUCGUAAAGUUGGUAAAACAGUUUUGUAUGUAACAUUAUUAGGGGUUGGUGCAGUGGCUAUAUCCAAGACUAUUAUUCGAUCUAGAAGAGAUUCUAAAUUUAAACCUUAUGCAAUUAGUGGUGAAAAUCAACUUGGAAAUAAAGAUGAGGUAAAAGAUUAUUAUAAUGACAUUGCUCAUAUUAAACCCGGAUUCCCAUUGCCCAAGGAUUAUUCUAAUGAUAGUAAGAAUGAUGAAUCUGAUCGUAAUGUGCAGUUCACUAGGAAAAGUGAGUAUGAAGGUGGUGGCUUGAGUGUAUUAUCAAGAAAAGGUGGUGACAAAUUAGGCUUUUGGGAUAGGAGGAGGAAGGACUAG
Molecule: messenger RNA, 366 nt
Organism: Henningerozyma blattae CBS 6284
Lineage: Eukaryota; Fungi; Ascomycota; Saccharomycetes; Saccharomycetales; Saccharomycetaceae
Gene: COI1
Product: Coi1p
Exons: 2
Coding region: 1-366 (121 amino acids)
Source: RefSeq, a predicted model, not a curated record